Molecule: messenger RNA, 279 nt
Organism: Cylicostephanus goldi
Lineage: Eukaryota; Metazoa; Nematoda; Chromadorea; Rhabditida; Strongylidae
Source: the annotation of a GenBank genome assembly
AUGGCAGGCAUUACAAGAUUGUGCAGACAAAAGCAUCAUUUUUCGGCUGCGCGCCUCAUCAAUCCCUCAGAGUUUGCUGGCUUCAAGUGGGUCAGCGAUCCUGAGGAAGAUCUCGUGCCGGGUGCUUAUUUGGCUAUGUCGAAAAGGGAACGAUUCGGACCUUUCAAGAAUAUUCCAACACCUUCCCAGCUCAGACCAUUGUGUUCUUACGUUAUACUCCAGGAAUUGACUAAGCCCGGUAUGUUCGCAUACCAGCGUAUAACCCAAAUGGAUCUUUAA